CGGCAGCGCAGCGGCUGAUAAAGACGAGCUCAGUCCCGAAAAGGAAACGCACAUUCCCCAAACUGGACAGCGUGUAUAUGAGCAUAUUACUGAGGUUUGGACGCGUGAGUCAGGAUGAAGGCCCGGGAUUGGCUCCUGCUUACCUGCUGCCUCUUCAGUCUGUGCGUAAUUGGAGAGACCUCAGAUGCAGAGAAUCAGCUAUUAAAGGAGCUUUUCUCCUCUUACAAUGUCAAAGUGCGGCCAGCGAAAACACCCGAGAGCAAAGUGGUUGUGAGGAUUGGCAUGACCCUGUCAUCCUUCGUCAGUCUGAACAUGAAAGAUGAAGAGAUGAACACCAUCGUCAUCAUGAACCUGGAGUGGAACGAUCACCGUUUGGCCUGGAAUCCCAAAGAUCAUGAUGGGAUUGACGUACUGCGAAUUCCCUCAGCAAAAGUGUGGCUCCCGGACAUCGUUCUUAUUAACAAUAACGACGGGGUGUUUGAAGUGGCUCUACGCGUUCAUGUUCAGGUAAACAGUAAUGGCAGAGUGACAUGGCACCCUCCUGCCCUUUACCGCAGCUCUUGUGGUGUAAAGGUGACGUACUUUCCGUUUGACUGGCAGAACUGCACCAUGGUGUUCAAGUCAUUCACUUAUGACUCCUCUGAAAUGGAACUUCAUCAUGCUCUCGACGAGAAAGGCAACGAGAUACGAGAGAUAAUCUAUGACACCGGUUUCAGUGAGGGCGGUGAAUGGCAUAUCCGUCACAAGCCUACCAGGAAGAAUGUAAAGAAAGAGGACCUGUAUGAAGACAUCACCUUCUAUCUGAUCAUCGAGCGCAAACCCAUGUACUACGUAUUCAACAUCAUCCUGCCCUGCAUCCUCAUCACGAUCAUCGCCAUCUUCAACUUCUAUCUGCCACCCGACGCUGGAGAGAAGAUGGGUUUGACCAUCAAUGUGCUGCUGACCCUUACUGUCUUUCUGCUCUUGCUGGCUGAUAAAGUUCCUGAGACAUCUCUGGGUGUCCCCAUCAUCGUCAACUACCUGAUGUUCACCAUGGUCCUGGUGACGUGUUCAGUUAUUCUCAGUGUGGUGGUGUUGAAUCUGCACCACCGCUCACCAAGCACCCACCAUAUGCCCCUGUUGGUGCGCAAGAUUUUCAUCCACAUGCUGCCACCAUAUCUGGGUCUCCUGAGGCCGAAGGUGGAGACACCGAUCUCUCUGGAGCGCCCACACAAGAAGGAGAACCACAAAAGCAUCAGCCGGGCAGCAGACGAAUACUUCAUCCGCAAGCCCAACACCUGUGUGCUCUUUCCCAAACCCAACAGGUACCAGCCAGACGGCCUGUGCACUGACCUGCGGAAGUUCAUCGAUGGCCCCAGUCACUACCUGACUCUGCCCCCUGAGCUGAAAUCGGCCGUGGAGGCUAUCUGCUACAUCGCUGAGCAGCUACAAGCUGAGAAAGACUAUGAAGCUUUAAAGGAAGACUGGCAGUAUGUGGCCAUGGUGGUUGAUCGACUGUUCCUCUGGAUCUUUGUCAUCUUCACCACUGUUGGAACAUUAGCCAUUUUUGCUGAUGCUAGUUUCAAUGCUACUCCCACUGACCCCUUCAUGAGUCCUUGAUCCUAGCGGUCAUCGCUCGGACCUUUUGAACUCCACAGCACUAGGCAGUGUGUUACUUACAUACUGCUGGCUAUUGACAUUUACUCACUUGGCAGAUGCUUUUAUAGUAUGCAAAGUGAUCUGCAAGGGAGGCAGUGUACAGCCUACAAAUCUGGAUGUUAAAGAAGCUGACAGUGACACAUAAUAAUAUCAGUACGCACCAAGAACAAUAAUAGAGCGAUGUAAGUAACUGUAAGCAACACAGGUUUUAGACUCACUUCAGUGCUUUUGUGUUGGUUACUGAUAAUGCGUAUUGGAUUACUGUUUCAGCCACGAGAAAUUGUUUCUGUAGAAAUGUAUAUUUUUUUGAUAAAUGUAUGAGCUUGAUGUGUUAAAUAAAGAUAUUUAGGUACGUCAACAAGAAAGCACCAUCUAUUAGUCAGAAUCUGUAUGUAAUCUACUUAUACCUUGUUCUAAUGCAUGUCUUAAUCCAUCAACUAUAUCAACAAAUAGGGGAAUUCUCAAUAGAAACACCAGCGCAUGCACUGAGCUAUGCAGUGAGACAGACAGCAGUUGUUUUGCUGUUUAACUUCAAAGACAGGGUCAAGGAGAGUGGGAGAAUGAAAAGUGGUAGGAUCUUCCAUCUGUUGUUAGUAUGUGAUCUCUGUGGCUGUGUGAGCGAUGUGACCUCCUGAUCUCCAGUAAUACAGCCGGAGGGUACAGUCAAGCGAGGACAUGCAGUGAUACGUUGACUAAUUAGUAGCUAAUAAUGAAUAGAAUGCAAUACUACCAGUUAGAAAGAUGCAAUUCCACACUAGCAUUCACACUGCUGCUGUAAUCAUAAAGACUGUCCUGUGCUCAUCCCAGGACUCUUAUUCACAACAUGUUCACACUGAACAUCUUUUCAGCACACUUAGUAUUGCUUGACAUUAUUUUUCUACAACUGUAUAGUGUAAUGAUUUAUACUAUAAACCAGUGUCUCCAACGUUCCCUUUGAGUCUGGUUCCUAUCAAUGUUUCUUCUUCAGGUUAUCUCAGGGUUUUUUUUUUUUUUUCCUUGCUGCUGUCGCAUCUGACUUGCUCAUUAGGGAUCUAACUGUACAGUACAUCCGGAUUUCUGUAAAGCUGCUUUGCGGCAAUGUCUGUUGUUAAGUGCUCUACAAAUAAAUAUUGAAUUGAAUAAUGAA
Pangasianodon hypophthalmus (striped catfish) is the source of this 2764-nucleotide messenger RNA. It is a transcript of the gene chrnb1, whose product is annotated as cholinergic receptor, nicotinic, beta 1 (muscle). Gene Ontology annotation, molecular function: transmembrane signaling receptor activity; acetylcholine-gated monoatomic cation-selective channel activity. The coding region runs from base 115 to 1599 and encodes 494 amino acids. The transcript has 11 exons. The record is from RefSeq and is a predicted model, not a curated record. Gene Ontology annotation, cellular component: postsynaptic membrane; neuron projection; synapse. Gene Ontology annotation, biological process: monoatomic ion transmembrane transport; chemical synaptic transmission; signal transduction. Lineage: Eukaryota; Metazoa; Chordata; Actinopteri; Siluriformes; Pangasiidae.